CGUGGAGCUGGUAUUUCUUCGAAUUAUGUGAGUCUGACUGUUUCAUACCACCCUGGGUGUGGCUGUGUGAGAUUAUGAUUAACUUUGCUACAGUGUUAUGAGCUGUAUGAAGCCGAAUAUGAUUUUGUAGUAUUGGUCUCGGAUUAUCCCGGAAGUAAACUGCCAGGAGGAUUGGUGGAGAAGUUCAGGUUUGAAAAGCAUUAUCAAUUGGCUUUGACAAGAGCUCCUGUUAGUUGGCGUUGAAUCAGGUGACUCACGACCUUCUUGUACGUUAUGUCUUUCUGUGUAAAGUGAAUGAUAAUCAGAUUAUCCCUUAUCUCCUUGGAAAACACAACUUGCAGUCAGUCUGCGUUGGCUGCUUUGAUCAGUUGGGCUUAACAUACACGCCUUGAGAUCGACAUCUUGGAAGUUUUCUUCAUCAGAAGUGACUUCAUGCAGUACCCACGAUGCGAAGUUUUUUCACUCCUCAGGGAACGUCAACAGUAUUCGCAUGUCAGUUGGUAGUUUAUGGACAACUUCAUGCGUUGAACGCUAAAUUUGGCCUCCUAUACCUUUUGCACAUGAGAGAAAACUUAAAUCGCCAGUGUACGUGAGAAUAUCAGGGGGUGUUUUGAGGUGUAAAUUACUGCAUUAUUUGAUCACGUGCCUGUAUGGUAAAAAAGAUGUCCAGAAUGUAUCUUGUCUUCCGGUGCAAGUUGUACCCUUGUGAUUAGCUGCAUGAAAGGGAUUUCAGGAGGAUUUGUCUCUGGAUAACUUCACUAACUCGUCGACACAUUUGUUGUUGUUGGGACAAGAUGAGCAAGACUAAGACAUCCCUUAAUGGAGAUGUAUCACGCGUAGAUCGGCCAUCUGAGGAUGUUCAUCAUCCAGUGAAGUCGCCAGUAAAAUGCAAGAGACCAUCACAUCGCAUUCCAACUGACAUGGGACAGAAGUUUUCAAGACGACCAGAGAAGAGUAAUUUUGCUAUCUUGAGCCGAGGCAUGAAUAUGACGAAAUACAAGUCCGUGGUGGUGUCUGACCAAAGGUCCAUUUCAGAUGAUCUGCCUUCUCGACCGGACGUUGUGCAGCCUGUGGUGCCUAUCAACAAGAAACCCAAAAAUGUCCCACCAGGGCCUGUGUGCAUAAAAUCAGACAUCUCGAGAGGGUCAGACAGUGUAAGCAAAUAUGUUGAGGAAAAGGGAAGGUCUGUGAGUGUGCCAAGUGAGCAGGCAGACAACACUAAGAAAACACAGGAACUUCCAACAAAAAAUGCACAUACAUUAAUUCAGGAUAGCAAAGCAAGGACUAGCAGUAUUUGUGAUGAACCCACCAAACUGUUGUCUCACAGUAAAGUUUCGUCUGUGCACCCUAGCAAAGGACAGGCGCUUUACAUUGCCGGUUGUUACUGCAGGUAAAACAAAUGGUAGUACCAAUAGUAGUGUUGCAGAUCCCAAGCCUGCUAUAAAAAGACAGUCGGCAGAUAUAGGAAAGCUUAAAAAGUCAGUGAAGAUACAUGAUAAAAUGACAGUAGUGGAAAUAGAACCCCAACUCGACAGAACAACAGAAUCCAGUGCAAUUCGCGUAGAAACUUCUCCUUUGGGAACUCCCUUGACUGCACGGGAUAGCGGUCAAGGUACUUCAAAUUUGUCCCUUGUAUCAAUAAACAGUGAUGGCGUAGAAUCAUCAUCUAUAAUGCCUGAGAGACAGAUUUUACUGGAUAGUGGCAUAGACUCUGAAAAGAGUGUUGGAGAUUUUUCAGUAGAUGAUGCAGAUAAAGCUAAUUUGAAGUUAUUAAUUGAAGAGCAGAAGCGCAAGAAAGAUGGUGAAACAGAAGCUCAACAGAAAAAAGAAGACCAAGAAGAAAAGGCUGUGGCAACAUCCCACGAUGGACGCUUCAUGAAGUUCGAUGUUGAAAUAGGUAGAGGAUCGUUCAAGACAGUUUAUAAGGGAUUGGACACGGAAACGGGUGUUGCAGUGGCUUGGUGUGAACUACAGGAUAAAAAGUGGAAUAAAUCUGAAAGACAGCGUUUUAGAGAAGAAGCAGAAAUGUUGAAAGGCCUACAACAUCCCAACAUUGUACGUUUCUACGACUCUUGGGAAGACCCAUCACCUCGGGGUAGAAAAGUUAUAGUUCUGGUUACAGAAUUAAUGACUUCUGGAACUCUGAAAACCUACAUUCGACGGUUUAAGAAGAUCAACAUGAAGGUGCUAAAAAACUGGUGCAGACAGAUUUUGAAGGGCCUUCAUUUUCUACAUACAAGAACUCCACCAGUAAUUCAUCGAGAUUUGAAGUGUGAUAAUAUUUUCAUCACUGGAACAACAGGGUCAGUGAAGAUUGGAGAUUUGGGCCUGGCAACUCUGAAAAAUAAAUCAUUUGCUAAAAGUGUUAUAGGUACUCCUGAGUUCAUGGCACCAGAGAUGUAUGAAGAACACUAUGACGAAUCCGUGGAUGUGUAUGCUUUUGGAAUGUGUAUUAUGGAAAUGGCCACAUCAGAGUAUCCCUACAAGGAAUGCACCAAUGCUGCACAAAUUUAUCGGAGAGUCACAAGUGGUAUUCGGCCAGAAUCAUUUGACAAAGUGGAAAACUCAGAGAUUAAGGAUAUCAUAGAUGGCUGCACAAGAAGCAAUAAGGAAGAAAGAUACACUGUGAAGGAGCUUCUGCAACACGACUUCUUUCUUGAGGAUACUGGUGUGAAGGUGGAGGUGGCAAAUAAAUUGGGAGAUGAUGAUUCAGAUAAAGUGGCUUUACGACUGAGAGUUGUAGAUCCCAGGAAGAGGAAGGACAAGCAUAAGGAAAAUGAAGCUAUUCAGUUUGAAUUCCAUAUUCAUAAAGAUGUUCCAGAGGAACUGGCACAAGAAAUGGUAAAGUCUGGAUUUUUACAAGAAGAAGAUUUACGGGCAGUUACAAAACAGAUUAGAGAUCGAGUGUCCCAGGUUGUGCGUGAUCGUGAAAGAAAGGCUGCAGAUGCUCAAAACAAGAAUGUGCCGGGUUCUGCCUCUUCAUCCGUUAUUCCUAGUGGUGAGAAGAGCAUAUCUGGACAAUCCAGUGUGAGUGGUCAGUAUGGAGGCACUGGUGCUAGCAAUCCUGACCUUGGACAGCCAUCUUCAACCCUGUCUGGACAAAUUGCAGGUGGACAACAGCCACAUUCAGUUCAAGCCAUACCUGGGCAAAACCAUCAACAGUCUUCUCAGACUACACAGAACAAGCAGUUAAAAGAAGCAGGGGAUGCACCUAAUGAGUCGACAACUACAAAACAAGACCUAAGUCUUCAGCAUCCGGGAACUCCUUCCCAACCGGCGUCUCAUCAGCCUCAUAAUCAACCCAUGCAACAGUAUUUCCCCCAGUUUCCCUAUGGAUUUGGGCUACCACCCUAUUACUUUACCAAUCCUGCAUCAUUAUCCCAGUCAAAUGCAACUAAUCAGUUGCCGUACCUUCUGCAGGGUCAGCAGUUGCAGGAAUUUCCACAAGUUCCAGCUUCGUCCCACUACAUGAGAAGGUUCGAGUCAUGCUUGGCAAGACAGCGGCCAUCCAAUAUGACCCAGUUGGAUAUUAUAGCAGCCCAGCAAUAUCAGCAGCAGAUGUUCCAUCACUUGUCUCUUCUACAGGGAUAUCCAGCUGGUCCGACACCCUAUCAUACUUACAGUCAACCACCUCAGCCUUUGGCCCAUACUGAAGAUUCUACUUUGUCCAGCAGAGAAAGUGAAAAUGAAGGUCAGUUUGGGGCAUCAGAAAGGGUGAGAAAGAAAUCCAAAUCCAGACGGAAAAAGGCAGACAGAACCCCUCGUCUUACCAUUCUUGCUGUGGAUGACCAAGAGCUUGAAGUGGAAUGUCGACUUGAGACGUCUAACAGAAGCACUGUGACUUUCAGGUUCUCUUUAGAAAAUGACAGGCCUGAGGAGAUUGCUGAAAACUUGGUUGGUGAAGAUUUAUUACCAGAUCACCAAGCUGGGAUUUUCAUUGAGCUCAUGCAACAAGUAAUAACUCUUGUAAAAGAGAAUCCAGUUGUGGCAGUAAACAUGUGUGUAAGCCUGGCUAAUACUCCUACGUCUAGUCCAAGUACCCAGCGUCGUUCCAGCAGGCAGCUGGACUCAGAAACAUCUAAGUUUCAGAAGUUGAACUUUGGUGAUGGAGAAAGUGAGAAGACGUUUGGAGUUGAAAAGGAAACAAGUGUUGAGCCAACAGAAAAAGAAUCUAGUCAAACAUCAUCCCCGGUGAAACCAGAUGCAUCUGACACAGACAUUACUGAACCCAGUAAAGUUGUGCAAAGUAAAACGAAGAAAUUCAUGGUGUGUAAGGUGUCAGAAAUAAACCUUUCGGAACAAAAGCUCCCAGAGGACGACAGUGAGUAUCCUGUUGACACUUCGAGUUCUUCGACAGUUAACUUGGAAAGUACACAGCUACCAAGUGAUGGCCUAGAAGGAUCAGAAAGGAGUCAUCCUCCUCUGACAUCCUCACAGAGUAGUACUGUUAUCUCCGAAUAUGAUGCCAUGUCCAGCAGUGUAGAACUGGAUAAGAACAAGAACUCGCACUCACAAUCUGCACUGACAGUGCCCCUUGAUAUAAAUGCUCUAGCUGAUAAGCUGCAGGAGUUUAGAAACUCUAAAAAGCCUGCUCACCCAUUGAAUGGAAAUGUAGACUCGCUUCCACCACCCCAGACUAUCGUGCCCGCUUCUACACCUGUAAUUGACAAUCCAAGUCUACCGGGAGAUGGACCAGCUCUUCAUCCAAACCAGGUGAGCAGUUCUCAGAAUAACCUUCAUCUCCAAGAGCAGAAUGCUCAGCCUGCAGUUGUGCCUCUCUCAGUGUCAGUCACAAAUGUCACAGAUAGCUCUCCUGUGGGGCAAAAUGGUACAGGGCAGGCAUUUUAUCCCUAUGGAAAUCCAGCAUACCAAAUGCAUAAUAUACACCAGCAGUAUCUACUCCAGCAACAAGUAGCUCAUAUGUUGCACCCAAAUUACUUCCAGUUUUACCAGUCAGAUCCGUUACAGCAUUUACAGUUGCAAGCCUACAUUCAGGCUUUACAAGGACUGAAUCCAGGGCAGAUACCUGGUCAGUACUAUUAUCCAGCUCAGCUUGGCGUGACAGCUCAGAUGCCUGCAGUGAAUGGAGCAGCAGGUGGAAAAACUGGUGGCAUUGGCAAUCAGUCUGAUUUUUCCAGUGGAAAUUAUGCCAGUCAAACUGACCUUAGCCAGAGGAACAAAGAUCAAGAAGGACAAAGCCAUUUGUUGUUUGAAAGUGUUCCAAACACGUACCCACCUGGUGAUGGGAGGUCAACUGACAUUCUAAAUUUACCAAUGCAGGGACUGGUGAAUGGAGUGUUGGAUUCUCCUGUGCAAAGCCCGCAUCCAAAGAAAUUGGACAUUAACCUUGCAAAUCUGGAACAAGCUUUAAUAGAGAAGCUUCAUGGAAAAAAGGACCCAUCUGCUGGGUCUGUCCAAAGUACUCCCUUGCCAGUAACUACACCAACAGUGCCAGUGUUGCCAGAGGUCACAGGACAAAUCCCAUCUCCCUCAGAAGAACAAAAAGCUAAUUUUUUGCUAGACACCUUGGCAAGGACAGGCGAAGGAAGCAUAACAAAGCAGAAGGAAUCUACUCAACCUAGUGAUGACAAUUUAUUUAAGGUUCCAGAAAGACCACCUGUGAAAAAGUCACGAUUCAGUGUCAGUGUGGUUACAGAUGACCCCACUUCAAAAACCGCAUCUGCUUCCCCAAUGCCUUCAACAAGUGAUGCCUCUGAAAAUUCCACGAAUAUUUCAAAAUUAGAAACAACGAAGGAUAUAGCAGGGCAAACUGGUGCUGUAACUGAAGAGUAUAAAGCAGUGUGGGAGUUGGACUAUGAUGGCAAAAAAGACCAAAAAGCCUUUCAUCUUCCUGCUAAACAGGACAGUGACUCUGAUCUAACAUCCAAAGUAACAAAGAGGGGCCGAUUCCAAGUGACAAGAAUGCGUGAAGAAUCUCUGACACCUUCUAAUUCUGUUUCCAACCUUCCAGCUCUUGCUUUAUCUUCUGUGCCAAAUCAGUCCUUGGAGGAUGGAGAUCUAUGUUCUAGAGAGGGAUUAGCUAAUGUAAGGAGCAUGCUGUCUAAUGGUCAUAUUAUAUCAAAAGCUGAUGCUCAUGACAAAGAUUCAGAGCAAGUGUAUAUGGUAGAGAGAGAUGCAGAGUACAUAGAGAUGCUGGUCAGGCAUAAGAGAGAGCGAGAUGAUCUUCUUCAGAGACAGCAGAAAGAGGUGGAGGACUUCAAACAGCGUAAGGGACUACAACUUGGUCCUUCACCCUUACCAAAUCCACUGUUAAGUCCAGCUUUAGUAUCGACUCUAACUCCUGGCGGAAUCCCUUUGGCACCUCUUGAGGAGAGAGGCCUGAACCCUGUGAAUGUGGAUCAUGUUUGCUUUAAUCCCAGUCCUGCAGAUCAGGAACUGAAAACGAAAUGGCCUAAAACCCAGGGCGAAUGCAGUAUUAAUAUGAAUAGUCAGGAACCUGGACUCCUGCAAACCUCUACUUCAGCCUCCUCAUUGACCACUGGAGCAAUGAACGGUUCAUCUAAAAAAAGUUCAACAGAUGUGGAGAUGCAUGGUCCUCAGAACAAGCCAUCAGAUGGAACAGUGUAUGCAGCGAAGCAAAAAAGUUUGCAAUAUUUCCCUCUACUUUACCCCCAGUUUCCAUUGCUCUCCAUUCCAGGUUUUCAGUCGCUAAUAUCUAAGAAGCCACAGAUGCCAACUAAAGUUGCUGAUGACCAACCAGCCACCAUCCAGAAAACUAGCCAAAAAAAUCCUGAAAACAAACUGGCAAAACAGGAGCCUCAAUAAGUGCUAUACCAAACGUCUUUCACUUAAUAUUUGCAAAGUAUUUUAUGCACAUGAGACUCAUGAACCUGUUUGACAUCUUAAGUGCUUAGAUAAUUUCAACUUCAAAAGGGAUGAAAAAAAAUUGAAAUUGUAAAUUGACGAGACCCAAUUUGGUGCUUCUGCAUUGAAGCUGUACUCUUGUGAUCUCUGACGAUGUGCUUUGUACAAAUAUUAUGAUUAAAAUAUAUUUGGCUUUUAAUUUCGUACAUGUAGCUGUUGGAAACUUUGCAUUGCACUUACAACAGAGCUUAUACUAAUAUGUAUGAAUAUGCGGGACUCGGUGUGAGUUUUGGUUUGUACAUAAUUAUUUUGUUCUGUUAAAGUGCAAGAUGUAAAUAACGAAACAUGAAUUGUGGAACACUUCAAGGUCAUGAUACAACAUGUAUUUGUGUUUAUUUAUUUUUUCUUCUUGCUGAAUAGUAUUUCCCAAAGACAUUGUUUCCAACAAGUAAAUUUUCUUAUGACUUUCUUUUCUGUAUUUUUAAGUUGAAGCAGAUAUGUGCAUUAAUUUUGUCACGAUUGAUUUGUUGUAUUUUGUGUGUUGUUUGGGUUGGGAUAAAAAAUUAACAUAAAAAAAAAGUUUUGAAAAAUUGGCUUCUUAUUGAAUAUUUCAGUUUUAAUGUGGCAAUUUUGACUUCAUCAGUGUACCUGUGGACAGACAGCAUGUGUUGUUGCUAGGAAGACAAUUUAAAAAGGAAGGCUGUUCAUUAAAAUGUUGCUGAUUUCAAGAUACUCUUCAAUUGAUGGAAAAGAUCACUGGAUUGAUUGCCUGUUUGGCACAUUCAAGGACAGAUUCUUUUUUAUUGGAAAUCUGUCGUAAAAUGUCAAUUAUUUUACUCAAAUAUAGUUUGAGAAGAGCUUCAUCUUUCUAAUAUCUACUCAAAAUAUGAGGUAUUUUCACUGAAAGUUUGGAUUAGCGACAUUACCUGUAGUAUGGAAUGUUUAGGGUCGAAAUUAAAUGUCAUUGUUUUUAACGGUUGACAUUCUUUUGAGGCUUGUAGUCCAGCUUUUUUUUCUCUCAUGGAAUAUCUCCUUGAGUGUAUCUUUCAUUUUCGCACUUUGUGGCCACUAAGACCUUUCAAGGAAACAUCUUUAUCAUUUUUCUCUGUGUGAAAUAAAAGAAAACAUUUUAUGUUACUA
Liolophura sinensis is the source of this 7965-nucleotide messenger RNA. Its product is annotated as serine/threonine-protein kinase WNK1-like. Gene Ontology annotation, molecular function: ATP binding; protein serine/threonine kinase activity. The transcript is spliced from 16 exons. Gene Ontology annotation, biological process: protein phosphorylation. The coding region runs from base 1300 to 6786 and encodes 1828 amino acids. NCBI's taxonomy places the organism in Eukaryota, Metazoa, Mollusca, Polyplacophora, Chitonida, Chitonidae. The record is from RefSeq and is a predicted model, not a curated record.